AUGACCGCCACGACCGCCAAUGGCCACGCCAAAGGGCAGCGCCAUGUCGAAGAAGGUCAAGGUCUCCUUGUGCGCGAUGCCUACGAUGACGACAACAACGACCUUGGGGAUGGCAACGAAAUCGCCCAUCCGCCGCGAUCCGCGAACCGCGUCCACUUUGACCUGACACCAGAGAUCAUGGGCAGCGACGACGGGAGGUUCUCGAGCGAAUUCGACAUGGAAGAUGGACAGCAGCACCAUCACAGGGUUCCCCUGUUGACGGACAUGGAGGCGCCGAGCGUCGCGGUCGCCAAUGCACUCGGUGGUGACGACGCCGAGACCCUCCAGGCUGAAAUGAGACGACCAAAGUCGGGCAUGCAGAGCGCAUUUAUGAACAUGGCCAAUUCCAUUAUCGGCGCUGGCAUUAUCGGGCAACCGUACGCCAUGAGACAGGCUGGCCUGCUCUCUGGCACGCUGCUCUUGAUCGGUCUUACGAUCCUGAUCGACUGGACGAUCCGCCUCAUUGUGAUCAACAGCAAGCUCAGCGGGACGAGCAACUUUCAAGGGACGGUCGAAUACUGCUUUGGGAAACCGGGGCUCAUCGCCAUCAGCCUGGCGCAAUGGGUCUUUGCGUUUGGCGGCAUGGUGGCAUUUGGUGUCAUUGUUGGCGAUACAAUCCCGCACGUGCUUUUGGCCGUCUGGCCUGGGAUGGCGAAUGUGCCUGUUAUCGGGCUUUUGACAGAUCGAAGGAUAGCCAUUGCAGUGUUCUGCAUGGGAGUGAGCUACCCCCUUACGCUGUACCGGGACAUUGCCAAACUGGCAAAAGCCAGCACACUCGCCUUGAUAGGCAUGGCGGUCAUUGUGGUGACGGUGCUCGUGCAGGGUGUGAUGGUGCCGAAGGAAGAAAGGGGUGGUUUUGACUUGCCGACCCUGACGAUCAACGGCGGUAUCUUCCAGGCUAUUGGCGUCAUUUCCUUUGCCUUUGUCUGCCAUCACAACUCGCUACUCAUCUACGGCUCGCUCAAGACACCGACCAUUGACAACUUCUCUCGCGUCACGCAUUGGUCCGUGGGAGCCUCGACGGUGGCGUGCCUCACCAUGGCCCUUGCCGGGUUCCUCGUGUUCGGCGACAAGACGCUUGGCAAUGUCCUGAACAACUUCCCUUCCGACAACAUCAUGGUCAACGUCGCCCGUCUCUGCUUCGGUCUGAACAUGCUGACGACCUUGCCUCUCGAGGCUUUUGUGUGUCGCGAAGUGAUGGAGACUUAUUUCUUCCCCGACGGCCCCUUUAGCUUGCGGCGCCAUGUUCUCUUCAGCACUGGUCUUGUUGGCGGCGCAACACUCAUCAGCCUGCUCACUUGCGAUCUGGGCGCGGUGUUUGAGUUGGUUGGCGCAACAAGUGCCGUGGCCAUGGCAUAUGUCAUGCCGCCCAUGUGCUACAUCAAGUUGACCACGCGGAAUUGGCGCACCUACCUGGCGUAUGGGGUUGUUGCAUUUGGUGCGGCGGUCAUGGUGAUCAGCACAUUCCAGGCCAUCGAUAAGCUGGUGUAUGGCACCGACGAGCCAGCGAAAUGUACUUGA
Emericellopsis atlantica is the source of this 1560-nucleotide messenger RNA. RefSeq names its product transmembrane amino acid transporter family protein. Gene Ontology annotation, biological process: amino acid transmembrane transport. The record is from RefSeq and is a predicted model, not a curated record. NCBI's taxonomy places the organism in Eukaryota, Fungi, Ascomycota, Sordariomycetes, Hypocreales, Bionectriaceae. Gene Ontology annotation, cellular component: endoplasmic reticulum. Gene Ontology annotation, molecular function: amino acid transmembrane transporter activity. The transcript is spliced from 3 exons. Bases 1 to 1560 code for a protein of 519 amino acids.